Molecule: messenger RNA, 6378 nt
Organism: Castor canadensis (American beaver)
Lineage: Eukaryota; Metazoa; Chordata; Mammalia; Rodentia; Castoridae
Gene: Nrcam
Product: neuronal cell adhesion molecule
Cellular component (GO): neuron projection
Molecular function (GO): protein binding
Source: RefSeq, a predicted model, not a curated record
AGUCGCAGCCUCAGACGCGCGGGCGCGAGGGACAGCGCCGGGGCCCGCUGGCCGGGGCAGCUAGAGGCGACCGCUUGGUCAAACACGAACGACAUCCUCGCUUCAUGGUCCUGGGCAGUUGCCCCCAGGCUGAGUGGAGGGCGCAGCGCGAGAACGAAUUUGUGAUAUUCUUCACUGGCACUCUUUAAUUCUGUUUGCUGAAGACUGACCAAAGCUGCUCCCAGCCGUUGGCAUCAUCCCAAGAAAAGGAGGGCUUCAGAAGUCAGGGGAACAUUUGGGAGGCUCUUAGCCCAGUGGACUUUCUGAAGAGCAAUACUAAGAUGACUUUUGGUUUAAAGAUUUAAAAGGAAGGACAGCAUCUUCAGAUAAGAAGACCUUCUUCAAAGUUCCCUGCAUGAAAAAUUAUUUAAACAUUGCACACAAAUCUUUUGUGAAAGAAGAAAAGGAAAUUCAGCUCGUGGGUCUCAGCAGGAGUGAAGCAAAUGCUGUUUAAAAUAAUGUUGAGAAAGAAGCGCUUAUCUGCAGGCAGAGUGCCCCUCGUUAUCUUCCUGUGCCAGGUGAUUAGUGCCCUGGAAGUCCCUCUUGAUCCAAAACUGCUUGAAGACUUGGUACAACCUCCAACCAUCACUCAACAGUCUCCAAAAGACUACAUCAUUGACCCUCGGGAGAAUAUCGUAAUCCAGUGCGAGGCCAAGGGGAAACCUCCUCCAAGCUUUUCCUGGACACGUAAUGGCACUCAUUUUGACAUAGAUAAAGACCCUCUGGUCACCAUGAAGCCUGGCUCAGGAACGCUCAUAAUCAAUAUUAUGAGUGAAGGCAAAGCAGAGACCUACGAGGGAAUCUAUCAGUGCACAGCGAGGAACGAACGCGGAGCUGCAAUUUCCAAUAAUAUCGUGGUCCGCCCAUCCAGGUCACCAUUGUGGACCAAAGAAAAACUUGAGCCAUUGACACUUCAAAAUGGUCAACCUUUAGUACUUCCCUGUAGACCCCCAAUUGGAUUGCCACCAGCUAUAAUAUUUUGGAUGGAUAACUCUUUUCAAAGACUUCCGCAAAGUGAGAGGGUUUCCCAAGGUCUGAAUGGAGACCUCUAUUUUUCCAAUGUCCUCCCAGAGGACACCCGUGAAGACUACAUCUGUUAUGCCAGAUUUAAUCAUACUCAAACCAUACAACAGAAGCAACCGAUUUCUGUGAAGGUGAUUUCAGUGGAUGAAUUGAAUGACACUAUAGCUGCUAAUUUGAGUGACACUGAGUUUUAUGGUGCUAAGUCAAGUAGAGAGAGACCACCAUCAUUUUUAACACCACAAGGCAACACAAGUCACAAAGAAGAAUUAAGAGGAAAUGUGCUUUCACUAGAGUGCAUUGCAGAAGGCCUACCUACCCCAAUUAUUUACUGGGUAAAAGAAGAUGGAACACUACCUAUCAACAGGACAUUUUACCGGAACUUUAAGAAAACCUUGCAGAUCAUUCAUGUUUCAGAAGCAGACUCUGGAAAUUACCAGUGUAUAGCAAAAAAUGCAUUAGGAGCCAUCCAUCACACCAUCUCUGUCACAGUGAAAGCGGCUCCAUACUGGAUCAUGGCACCUCAAAACCUUGUGCUGUCCCCAGGAGAGGAUGGGUCCCUAAUCUGCAGAGCUAACGGCAACCCCAAACCCAGAAUUAGCUGGUUAACAAAUGGAGUCCCAACAGAAAUUGCUCCUGAUGACCCUAGCAGGAAAAUAGAUGGUGAUACCAUUAUUUUUUCAAAUGUUCAAGAAAGAUCAAGUGCGGUUUAUCAGUGCAAUGCCUCUAAUGAAUAUGGAUAUUUACUGGCAAAUGCAUUUGUAAAUGUGCUCGCUGAGCCACCACGAAUCCUCACAUCUGCAAACACACUCUACCAAGUCAUUGCAAAUAGGCCUGCUUUGCUAGACUGUGCCUUCUUUGGGUCUCCUCUGCCUACCAUUGAGUGGUUUAAAGGCACUAAAGGAAGAGCUCUUCAUGAAGACAUUUAUGUUUUACAUGAAAAUGGAACUUUGGAAAUUCCUGUGGCCCAAAAGGAUAGUACAGGAACUUACACUUGUGUUGCAAGGAAUAAAUUAGGGAUGGCAAAGAAUGAAGUUCACUUAGAAAUCAAAGAUCCAACAAGGAUCAUUAAGCAGCCUGAAUAUGCAGUUGUGCAAAGAGGGAGCACUGUGUCCUUUGAAUGCAAAGUGAGACAUGAUUACACCUUAAUCCCUACUGUCACAUGGCUGAAGGACAAUGGUGAGCUGCCCAAUGACGAAAGGUUCACUGUUGACAAGGAUCUCUUGGUGGUGGCUGAUGUAAGUGACGAUGAUGGUGGAACCUACACGUGUGUAGCCAACACAACCCUGGACAAGGUUUCUGCCAGUGCUGUGCUCAGUGUUGUUGCUCCUACUCCAACUCCAGCUCCCAUUUACGAUGUCCCAAAUCCUCCCUUUGAUUUAGAAUUGACUAAUCAACUCGACAAAAGUGUUCAGCUGUCAUGGACACCAGGCGAUGACAACAAUAGCCCUAUUACAAAAUUCAUCAUUGAAUAUGAAGAUGGAAUGCACGAGGCAGGACUGUGGCACCACCAAGCUGAAGUUUCUGGAACGCAGACCACAGCCCAGCUGCAGCUGUCUCCCUAUGUGAACUACUCCUUCCGAGUGACUGCAGUGAACAGCAUUGGGAGGAGCUUGCCCAGUGAGGCAUCCGAACAGUAUCUGACGAAAGCCGCAGAACCAGAAAAAAAUCCCACAGCUGUGGAAGGACUAGGAUCAGAGCCAGACAAUUUGGUGAUUACGUGGAAGCCCCUGAAUGGUUUUGAAUCUAAUGGUCCAGGCCUUCAGUACAAAGUGAGCUGGCGCCAGAAAGAUGGCGAUGAUGAAUGGACAUCAGUGCUGGUGGCAAAUGUAUCCAAAUAUAUUGUGUCUGGAACACCAACUUUUGUCCCAUACCUGAUAAAAGUUCAGGCCCUGAAUGAUGCGGGGUUUGCUCCGGAGCCAGCUGUGGUCAUGGGACAUUCUGGAGAAGACCUCCCCAUGGUGGCUCCUGGGAAUGUACGUGUGAAUGUUGUCAACAGUACCCUGGCUGAAGUGCACUGGGACCCAGUACCUCUGAAAAGCAUCCGAGGACACUUACAAGGCUAUCGGAUUUAUUAUUGGAAGGCACAGAGUUCAUCCAAAAGAAACAGACGUCACAUUGAGAAAAAGAUCCUCACCUUCCAAGGCAGCAAGACACAUGGCAUGCUGCCUGGGCUGGAGCCCUUCAGUCACUACACACUCAACGUCCGAGUGGUCAACGGGAAAGGGGAGGGCCCGGCCAGCCCUGACAGAGCCUUUCACACUCCAGAAGGAGUCCCCAGUGCACCCUCCUCUUUGAAGAUUCUUAACCCUACACUGGACUCUCUCACUUUGGAAUGGGAUCCACCAAGCCACCCCAAUGGCAUUUUGACUGAGUAUACCUUAAAAUAUCAGCCAAUCAACAGCACACAUGAAUUAGGCCCUGUGGUAGAUUUAAAAAUUCCUGCCAACAAGACACGCUGGACUUUAAAAAAUUUAAAUUUCAGCACUCGAUAUAAGUUUUAUUUCUAUGCACAAACGUCAGCAGGAUCAGGAAGUCAAAUCACAGAAGAAGCAAUCACAACUGUGGAUGAAGCUGGUAUUCUUCCACCUGAUGUAGGUGCAGGCAAAGCAAUGGCAAGCCGGCAGGUGGACAUUGCGACUCAGGGCUGGUUCAUAGGUCUGAUGUGUGCUGUCGCUCUCCUUAUCUUAAUUUUGUUGAUCGUUUGCUUCAUCAGAAGAAACAAGGGUGGUAAAUAUCCAGUUAAAGAAAAGGAAGAUGCCCACGCAGAUCCUGAAAUCCAGCCAAUGAAGGAAGAUGACGGUACUUUUGGAGAAUACAGUGAUGCAGAAGAUCACAAGCCUUUGAAAAAAGGAAGUCGAACACCUUCAGACAGGACUGUGAAAAAAGAAGAUAGCGACGAUAGCCUGGUUGACUAUGGAGAGGGGGUGAAUGGCCAGUUCAAUGAGGAUGGCUCCUUUAUUGGACAAUACAGUGGUAAGAAAGAGAAAGAACCAGCUGAGGGAAAUGAAAGCUCAGAGGCACCUUCUCCUGUCAAUGCCAUGAAUUCCUUUGUUUAAAUCAUAAGCUCUUUGCCAAUGUCCCAUUUUCUAGACUGUCUAUUGUAAGCACUUAUUUGUCAGCCCUCUCAUAGUAUAAGCAUAUGGGUAGAAAGUAUAUUUUCUGCUAUAUGUUAAUAUUAUGAGGAUAGUUACAGCAAGAACAUAACUCAAAUGAUACGUAAAUGUGAACUGGGGUACAAAGUGAAUACUUUUUCAUUCAAAGUAGGUGUUUUCAGUUUCCUCAGAACUGAUAAAAAAUAAUGUAACAUCAUCAACAGAUCAUGUUAUUUCCUCUUCAGGAUACAGUUCAAUAGGAUGCAUGAAAAAUGCUACACACUUCAAGGACAUACCUGUGUAUGUUAUUAAAACAUGGUUUGAUACUUUGUUUAUACUAUCCUCAGCUGAACCCCUGAGUAUGAAUUCCGUUUUCAUUGUCAAGAGUGUUACUGUAGUAUUCUCUAGAACUUCAAUGUCUUUGUGGACAUUGUCGUGGAAUUGGUGACUCUAUGUCUAGCUGUUGUUAGUCUUUUUGGGAGACUGUUAGGAACAGUAUGUACAGUAUAUACUUGCUAAAUGAGUUAAUUGAUGGUUGCAUUUGCUGAUGCUAACUGAGACUCUGUUACCUGCUCUUUGCUCCUCUUACUUCAUAGGCUUCCUAAUCUUCCAGGUAUUACAGCAGCACAGUGUUCUACUUCUUACAUUCUUUCCAUGUUCAGUUUUUAGGUAUAAACAGGUGUAUUGCAAUGCAUUUCAGCAUUUGUGCCAUACUGAAAGAACUAAAAACAAAUCACUCAAAUUAAAUUUCAAAAGUUAUUCCAAAAAUACACAGGGCAAGACAUAUGCAGUGCCUUCAGAUAAUAAGCAUUCCAUAAUGACUACAUUCUGUAGUACUGUCAACUCUUUCCUACAUUACUGUCAUUAUCACAAAGUAACUUUUAAAAAGCAGAGAUAAUGAACAUUGUGAUGUUGAAAAAGAAUGUGAGAAUAAAAAUAAGAAGACAGCUUAUUUUAAGGGACAUUUCCCCCAUACAUAUAAAAAGAAAAUCUUUCUCAUCAACUGGAGAUGAUUUGUGGUCUUUUAUGGUUUCUAUUCAAACAAGUCGCACUUAAUAAGAAAGAUGUCAACAUGGCAGAAAAAUGACAGAAAACAAAUUAUUGUAAAACUAAAAGCAUACAACAGCAUGCCAGCCUGUAGUGUGUUAUUCUGUAAGGCUUGGCUCAUGUGAACUUUCAAAAUGCUCCACACCAUUAAGCAGUGUGUGUGUAAAUUGCAAUGAACACAUUCCAGAAUCUGAGAAGUCUGACAAGUGCUUAAAAGGCCAGUGAUCAAGAGAGUACAUCUGCGGUUUAAAAAUAAAGAUAUAUCUAUCUUCUGUUGUGUUCAUAAACAAUACCUAUCAAAUGGUUUCCUCCAAAUAUGAAAAUCUAUAACAACCUAUGGUUGAAGGGAUGCUCAGUUUCAUCUGCCAAUAAAUUGGUUUCUGAUAACUUGCAUCAAGUUUGAUUUUAAGUAAAGCUUUUAUAUGUAGAUAUUUUGUUGAAUUUGUAAAUAUACUUAAAGUGUAGAUGCUAUAUGCUUAUAGGUGUUACAAACAAAUAAACCUGCAAACAAUGUUUAUGUUGUACUGAAUAAGAAGUAAGCUAAUUAAUGCAGUGCGUGCAUCUGGGAAGUAUCUAAAUGCCUUUUGUGCUUUCCCCCCUUUUUGCUGUGAAACUGAAAUGGUGAACUUUUCUAUGCACUAUUUCAGCAGGUUUCUGGCUGAAAUCUUCAGAGCUUUGCCUAUGGAGUACAGUAGGCUUAGUCACCUGGCAUCUUUGAAAAAUGCAGGUAAAACAUAGUUUGAAGUAAUCCCAGGUCAAGAUGGCCCUAAAUACUUUCAUGUCUCCAUGUCCCUUUUCACAGAUCAACCUAUCCAUUGGAAACACAAAACAAUAAAACGGGCUUGCCUUGACAUCAGACAGCACAAAGAUAAAAGUUACUUUCAAUUUGUCAAUGUUUAGAGAGAACAAUAAAAGUCCAGUUUUUACUCUUCAAUAAUGAUAGAAGCUAAAUUUAUCUGUGCAUGGAGUCACUUCUGUAAUAUGCAACAGAUUUUGUAUUAAAAUUAAAUGUGGUUUUAAAAGUCCCUCUCUUUUUUGUAAUUGAUGAUGUUCCUAGUGGAGUGUGAAUGUCAAGUAAUGGUGUGUGUAACAGUACAGGCAAAUGUGACUGGAUUUCCAUCAAAAAAACCUGAUUAUUAAACAGUCUUGAUCUCGUUGUGAUUUUUAACUUUUUCAA